AUGAUCACCACCCUCAACGAUAACAACGACGAGCACCAAGCCGGCGAGGACGUGUCGACAGGUUCGUCGGGCAAGUUUGUCGAGCUGCCCUCGCUUGGGUAUGCCCGCAUGGCCAACCGUGAGGUCAUCCCAUCGCCAAACCGCCGCGAUCGCAAGCUCCAGUUCGGCAUCGAUUGCGCCGAGCUCGUGCACUUUACUCAUUGGGAGCCUGGAGGAGAGCAUAUCAAGAGCCUCGUCGUCAAGAAUGUUGUCAUGAAGACGCAAAAGAUCCGGUAUAAGCUGCCACAGACAAAAUACUUUUCGAUGGACUUUCCAGAGACCCAGACCCUCAGCGCUGGCAUGAGCUGGACGAUCCCCAUCACAUUCCGUCCGGUCGCAAAGGAAUGCUACAACGACUUUAUCGAGUUCUCGACGUCCUUUGGAAAGUUUAAUCUGCCGGUGAAAGCAACGCUGCCCGAGCACACCCUUGAGUUUCCAGCAACAGUCGACUUUGGGCUCUGUCCUGUGCGCGAAACAGCAAGAAAGACCUUUCUGCUGAAGAACGUUGGCGAGCUCUCAAGCUACUUCGAAUGGCAGAUUGCUCGGCCGUUUGGUAUUACGCCCCGGACGGGAACUCUGCAUCCCGGCAACAGCGUCGUCGUCACCAUCGAACUCUCGCCUCGGGCAAGUCUUUGGUGCCUCUGUGCUCGUGAUGCAAGUGUCUACACUGCCGUCUCGGUCUGCAAGUUUGGCGAUCAGAAUCAGUGGGAAAAGUCGCAAGUUUCACAGGGCAUGACUGUCUACGGCAUCGGAAAAUACUCGCACCUCGCGAUCGAAGGCAUGAGCUCGGUCUUCGAUUUUGGCGAUACCUUUGUCGGCAAACCUGCCGAGCUCAAGUUUAUGCUCCAGAAUCUCUCCGCAGUACACGCAAACUUCCGCAUCCGGCAUGCUGAAAAGGAUGUGGAUCCGUACUUUGCCUUCUCUGUCCGCUCCGGAACCAUCCAGCCCAAUCGUAGUCUUGAAAUCGGGAUUACCUUUACUCCCUCUGUCGCAGGAAUGGUAUCGACGGACUAUUUCGAUAUUGUGACGCUCUCGGGAAACACCAUCCGCAUCACAUGCACAGGAAGGGGUGUCGGCCCCAAGGUGACUCUCAAUACAAACCUCAUCAACUUUGAAGACUGCGAGGAGGGCACAAACAAUCUCCGCGCAAUGUACAUCCAAAACCACACCAACAUCCCGGCGUACUAUCAGUUUCUCACGGAGCAGAACAGCAUCUUUAGAAUCGAUAAGAUCUCUGGCACCAUCAAUCCAAACACGUCGGUCGCGCUGACGGUUCGGUUCACGCCCAAGGAGCCCAUCAACUACUAUCGCCGUGUGUACUGCUUGGUAGAGCAUCAAGACGGACUGUUUGUCGACAUUAUUGGGACGUGCUUCAACAGCAAACGACGCCCGGCAACCUUUGAUCCAAAGCAUCUUGAGAACUACCGCGAGAGAAUCAAGAACGGGCUGUGGAGCUUUGGUCCUGAGCAACUCGAGGAGAUGCUGAAAAGUGGCACGAUCAAGUGCAUUAACGGCAUACUAUCAUACACCGACCCGGGCCAUCCUUUCACGAAACCGACACAGACUGACUCGCCAUAUCCUGACUCACUUGUCUCGAGCGAAUACUUCUACGAGAACACGGGCGAUACAAUGGCCGUCAGUCUUCUCGACACCUUUGUUGAUUUUGGUGCGUGUUCGCGCUAUCGCCUCAUCGAGAGCCAAACGAUCCGAAUCUCCAACAACACCAAGGGCAAAAUGUCGUGUGUCUGGAUCAUGCCGGGCGAGACAACGGGGGAAGAGCCCAUCUUCUCGGUAUCGCCAUCCAUCAUGGACAUCCAGCCAAGAUGCAUUGCCGAGUUCAGGGUGGACUUUCGACCCAUAAUGGACAACUCUUUCUACGGAGCGCAACUCGAGUGCUUUAUAUACUUCAAAAGCAUGCGCAACUUUCGUCUCGUCAACGAAGACACGUUCACUCCGCCAUGGUGCUUGACGCCAACGAUCUCUGGCAACACAUUCCCUCCAGGAGAAGAGUCCUUCAUCCCGAAAAUCAACUUUGGCACCACUCGACUUGAUUUCACGCCUUGCCAUGUCGACAAAUCCAUAUACCGCACCGUGGGCAUCUUCAAUGCCGGCGACACCCCUGUCAAGUUUGCGUUCAUGGACAAUCACCCCCACUCCAUGCUUGGCAUCGGUGGUGGUGGUGCCCUGAUCUCGUCAGGCGCUGACACGCCAUUCUCAGUCAAGCCUCGCACUGGUCUCUUGCACAAGAAUGAGUCGCAAUUGAUCGUGUUCCGGUUCUCGCCGUCUGAGCAGCGGUUGUACGAGCAAUCGCUGAAGUGCUUCUUCAACAGUUCGUCCGUCAACAGCUACGACAUACAAACAAAAGGAAUAGGCUACUACCCACAGAUAUCGUUCGAUAGCCAAAACACCAUAUGUUGCAAGCCCACCUGUAUCGGGGCUGUGACCAAGAAGGCGUUCUGCGUCCGAAACGACUCCCGAAUCCAUGUCAAUUUCGAGUGGCGAGUUCCAAAGCAGUACUCUUCGCUUGUGACCAUCACGCCUGUCCGGGGUCGUCUCUCGCCAAACUCAACCGAGACGCUGACAUGCACCUUCACCCCAAUGAGCGUCAAGAACUGGACACUCAAGCUCCCAUGCUACUACUAUCACGAGUCGCCAGACUCUGAGACCAUCAUCAAGGAGUCUGGUCCCCGGCGCACAACCCUGACGGUCAUCGGCCAGGGCACACUUGGACGAAUCGUGUCGGAGCCCAAGGAUAUUGACUUUGGCGCCAUCCUCGUCAACACCGUCGUCGAGAAGGAGAUUGUGCUCUUCAAUCGAUGCGAAUGUGAUGUGGUAUACAGCCUGGAAAUCUACCGACAAGAGGCCAAGCAUGAGGUCAAGGAGAGCCCCAAGCGCGCGGCCCCGGGAAGUCCAAAGUCCACGCGCUUCUCGAACGUCCACACCCUCGACGACGACUGGGCCGACGACCCUGAGGCCGAGACAGAGGUGGUUUCCGAAGACUACACCACGCCGCUAGUCAAUAGCGUCAAAGAGUCGGAGCUUGAAGUCCUCCAAACACACGCGGUUCUGCCUGCACGUUCCCAUCACACUCUCAAGCUGAGGGCGUGUCUGAAAGAGCAAACGCACCAGAUGUUUACGAUAUUCUACAGGCUGACCCUCCAGAGCCUCGAGGAAGGAUAUCUUGACUCCAACACACAUCUCAACACAUCCAUGACCAUCAACAUUCAAAACAAGUAUCAUCUGUGCAACGUCUCUGCAACUGGCGUCCAUCCCUCAGUUCAGGCGACUGACAUUCGCUGCGAAAACAUCAGCAAAACGGCCAUGUGGAAGCUGUUUUCAAUCGAUCGCUUCAACGACAUUCUGAAAGUUGUCGGCAACGACCGUGGCACACUCGAGGCCGACAUUGCGCGUGGAUUCGGCGGCGAGUGUUCCUUCCCGACCGACUCGGUGCCGAUUCUGUCCCCCGAAGAAAUCGACGCCAAUACCGUGACCUUUGACUUUGGGUCGACGCCGCUCGGCUCGAAAUCAACGGUGGUGCACAUGAGCCUCAAGAACUCUGGCGUUGUUCCAGUCGAAUGGGCGUUCAACUUUCCCAACGACCUUGAGGUGGAGAUCGAGCACUGGGCCGACCCUGGCGACUACACCGAGGAGCAGCUCCAUCACAACCUCAUUCUCGAUAACAAUCUCUUCACUAUCACGCCAAAGUCUGGAUGCCUGCAGCCAGACGAGUCCAUACAUGUGGUGAUGACAUACUCCCACGAGUUCUCAGGGUCUCAUCGGCUGCCGGUGGUUUUCAAGCUCAAGAACGGGAGCUCCACCACGACUGUCUUUGGCGGAAAGGAGGUCUUGAUCAAGUUCUCGGGAUACUCGAUCCCAAACGGCAAAAAGUUCAUUCACUUUCACACCAGCCAACAUACCUUUUCCCCUGUCGACAUUGGAACGAUGGAUCCACCCGCUCAGACCUACGAGCUCAUCAACCGCGGGACCAUACCACUCAACUAUUCGAUCGAUCUCUCAGCGCUAGAUUGGCUAAGAGCAGAGGGGUGCGACUUCCCCAUAUUCGAGUGUCGACAGUCCGGCGGCACUAUCUCCCCGAAUGGCAUCGAGCAGAUCGAGUGGAUUUUCAGGCCACUCGAGGUGCGGGAGUACGAGGUGGAUGUCCCUAUCACUGUCGCCGACGGCAAGACAACAAUGAUCACAUUCCGGGGAUUCGGAGAACAGCAUCUGCAACGUGGUACCGCCGACACCGACAAGGAGGACCCAAAACACUAUGUCGAUCGCAUCCCCAGUGUGCAGGAGCUGGCCAUACCUGAGCAAAUUGCAGUGCUGUCGUUGGAGCGAAUCAAUUUUGGGUACGUACCGCUUGGCUCUGUUCUCCGACAGAUUAUCGUCAUCAAAAACACAACCAUGGAUUCAGAACUGUCCUUCAAGUGGAUCUUGAACAACAUGCAACUGGAACAGCGAGAUCGGUUCAAAAUCACUCCUUCCUCCGGCUCUUUGAAGCCGAAUGAAAGUCGUGUUUGCAAGGUCGUGAUUGUGCCCAGCAAAGAGCCCCGGGUGUACAACCUCAACAUUGGAUGCGAGAUCACCAAUGAAACCAAAAAGGCCGAAUACACCGCCAAAUACGAGCAGUACGAGACGGCGGUCCGCGAGGGCAGAGAGCCGCCGUUUCUGUUCCGAAGCGACACUCGCGCCGGGAACUCUACUGGACUUUCAAGUGCCCAAUCCAAGGGUGACGGGAUCACAGCCCCAGGCAGCGCACGCUCAGCAAGCGAUAUCCGCAGAACCAAGUACAAGGCGCUGCCUCCCAUCACGCCGCCCCAGACAGGCUCGCCGGGCAAGCCCGCAUCGUCGCCGAAUGCUCCCAACUCGACUGCCGAAGCCGGAGCCGGACAGCGGCCUUCGAAAAGCAGCAGAUCCAGCAAUGGCCCAAACCCAUCAGAGAUACCCGAGCUGCUGAGGGCCCAGUCGGGACUUUCAAACUACGCCGACAUUUCUCAGUACGACAUGCCAAUGCCGCCAACACCGUUCCUGCUCUACUUGUCGAUCGUGGCCGAGUCGCUUCCGGUAAAUGAGUUCAGAACCAGGUUCAGGGACUUUGACACGUAUUAUCACGAGAAGAUGCCGUUCUACACGGAGCUCAGCUCGAUGCAGUCAGAGAGCGACGACUAUCUUGCUGAAUCAGACCAACGCGACAGCCUUGACGCAACUCCGGAGUGUCAGGACAUAUGCCUAUGGGCCCUUUCACAGGGACUCAAUGACAUUAUCCAGGAGUUUGAGGUGCAGAACUUUAUCGAGUUUGUGCACCUGGACCCACUGCCAUUCCAUGCACAGUUCUCCAACCAGCCUUGCAACGGGAUCUAUCUGCCCGAGAGUGGUGCACAUUUCAAGCGAUCCAAGAGUCACCAUGAGAGCGCCCUGAGCCGGUUGACGCCGGGAGGGCCUGAGGUGCCCGGAUACGGGCCAACGACAGGCAUCUACAACCGAUGCAUCGUCGAGGACGCCGAGGCAAACGUGCAGCAGGACAUUCUGACGUCGCCCGAGUUCCAGAAUGUGUGCGAGAGCAUCCUGGAGGGCACAAUCUUCAAUUUGAUCCAGGAAGCGAACGUUGACGAGUUUGAGAUGACGAGGCGAUACAUGUCGGUGAUCUGACGUGUGGAUAUCGUCGCGAGCGGGCACAGCGAUCUGGGCCCGACAGCCGUCACGACAGGAGGCCAAUACACUCGCUGCCAUGAUCUGCCUUGAGGAUUGCAUCACAUCGAGGUGGAUUGCA
Molecule: messenger RNA, 5812 nt
Organism: Polychytrium aggregatum
Lineage: Eukaryota; Fungi; Chytridiomycota; Chytridiomycetes; Polychytriales
Exons: 32
Coding region: 1-5691 (1896 amino acids)
Source: RefSeq, a predicted model, not a curated record